Molecule: messenger RNA, 579 nt
Organism: Triticum turgidum subsp. durum (durum wheat)
Lineage: Eukaryota; Viridiplantae; Streptophyta; Magnoliopsida; Poales; Poaceae
Source: the annotation of a GenBank genome assembly
AUGCUCAAGCUAAGUGAGUUGCUUGGUAAAACAGCCAUAAGCAACCUGCAUUUGAACUUCAGAUGUGAAAAGAUUUGGGUCAAACCAGAAGGCCGGAAGCAAUUGUUACCGGUGUUCCGCAAACUAAGUUUUGUGAAUUUGUUCAACAUUUCCGAAGAAUACGAUCUGAAUUGGACGAUGUUCAUACUCCAAGGCGCACCCACCCUUAAGGAACUAUGCAUUACGGUGCGGGAUCAUUUAUGUGAAAUGACAAAGGGGAAGCGGAGGUACAUGCAUGAGUUUAGCGAGGAGAAGGACAAAGGACUGGAGUGGGAACCAUCUGCCCUAGAUUUCAAUCACCACAGCCUGGCUGAGCUCUGUAUCUAUGGGUUUCGGGCAGAAGACAAAUUUGUGAGGUAUGCCAGAAACAUCAUGGAGGCAGCGGUGAACCUGGUGGCUGUAAACCUGUAUAAGAAUCCAGGGUGUGAGAAAUGCAAGCGCAGGCUUCCAAGUGGGUGGACGUGGACGGAGAUGCUGUUGAUUAGAGACAAAAUCAGCAAGGGUAUGUCGUCAAAUGUUGGGGUUCGCUUCCCGAGUUGA